UAUCCCCUUAUGUUUGGACUGAUCCUUGCAUUCUGCUGGUGUUCUUUGGUUUGCUGUAGCCGAAUUUAUAUGGGAAUGCAUUCAAUUUUGGAUGUUAUUGCUGGAUUUUUCUAUGCUAUUCUCAUCUUGGUUGUCUUCCAUCCAGUUGUGGACCUGAUUGAUAACUUCAACUUAACUUACAAAUAUGCGCCCUUAAUUAUCAUCAGUCUCCAUUUAGCCCUGGGCAUCUUUUCUUUUACUCUAGACACCUGGAGCACAUCGCGAGGGGACACAGCUCAGAUACUGGGCUGUGGUGCUGGAGUAGCCUGCGGCUCUCACGUUAACUACAUAAUGGGUCUCAAGCUAGAUCCUCCUCCCGACACGUUACCUUUAUCUCUUUCCUCUCUCACUGUGACUGUGUUUGGAAAAGCCAUAUUGCGGUUGUUGAUUGGAGUAAUAGUUCUGUUGCUAACAAAAGUAGCAAUGAAAAAAGCCACUAUUCCACUGGCAUGUAAAAUAUUUCGCAUACCACAUGACGAUGUACGGAAAGCAAGACAACGCAUGGAAGUUGAGCUUCCCUAUCGCUAUAUUACGUACGGAAUGGUUGGGUUCUCCCUCAUGUUUAUUGUUCCUUGCCUCUUCCAUUUUAUUGGUCUUUCUUGA
Messenger RNA from Pelecanus crispus (Dalmatian pelican), 642 nucleotides. The record is from RefSeq and is a predicted model, not a curated record. NCBI's taxonomy places the organism in Eukaryota, Metazoa, Chordata, Aves, Pelecaniformes, Pelecanidae.